GCAGAAAGGUCAGAGCUGCUGAACGCAGUGCUCAAUUGCGCUGCGUGGUCACUUGUCUGAUUCAGGGGAGGAAGUCCGAGGAACUGCACGACAAAAUGGAGGCACAAGAUGCUGAGAAGCUUGCCCUGUUUCAGCACGUCCUCCUGUGCCUGGAUCGGCCUUCUGUAGAUGCUGAUGCCGCUGAGGAUGAUAAUUCCCGUGCUUUUGUCAGCGCUAUGCAUGCAGAUGGACAGCGGAGCGUGCUUUCAACAGAUGAACUGAGCGGCAGAAUGAAAGCUAUCUCAUCAAGCGCGCAGGGUUUUGAUUCCCCGCCCAGUUGGCAGGGGCGCUUUGCGAGCCUGUCGAUGGCGACUCCCUUUGAGGAAGGGGACGCUGAUAUGCUGGGGCGGCAGUUUAGUCAGACCGCCGAUAGGCUCGCUGCCCCCCCCUUGGUGGAACAGCUGUCUUGGGGGGCUUUCCGAGGCAGAGGAAGUGCGGGGGGCAGAUCUAGCGAGCUCGCCAGCGAUCUGCACAAAGGAAAGGGUGGUGCACACAAUUGGGGGGGUGUGAUUGGUUGUUCAAAUUGCACGGGGUUUGGUAAUGGUGAAUCGAAAUUAGGGUUCUUGACGGGCAGGUUAGCGGUUAAAACCGGUGUUCCACAUCGAAAAAGGGAAGAUCAGCUGCUGAGUGAAGAGAGCUCAAGCGAACGGCGAUCAAAGGCACAGCUAGCGUCGAUGUCCAUACAGGAAGCGAAGGGGUCGGAAGAGAGCCUGGAUCUGAGAAGGGGAGCGUCUCUAGUUCGGCGCUGCAAAGCCGUAGCGGCGAGAUUAGAUCAGGCCUGGAGAAGAUCAGAACGGCGAUCAGAUGAUCAGCCUCUGAGCCAAUUUGUUACAGAGGGGUUAAGUAGCUCGGAAGCGGAGAGUCCUAGGCCUGUCGAUAGGAGAGACGACUUGUCUGGCAGAUCCAGCGAUGGAAUAGCGAGGCAAACUAGCAGUAGUGACAUCAGCAGUAGUGGUGGUGACUGGGGAGACUUCAGGACCUCGAGUGCCGGCGUCAACGGCCCCACUUCUCUGCAGAGGGGCUUUCAGCGGUUGGAGCUGCUUCCGGUCUGGGAAAACGACGGCAGUAGAAGAAAGCAGUAUGCCUGGGAUGGCCGGCAGAUUGUGGCCGUUGAUCCGCCAGACGAGGACGAGAUCAACGGCCGAGCUGGAGACCCCCUGAAGCAGGCCUGGAAGGGGCUUGAGAGCUUCCUGAAGCGGGCUUUCAUCCCGGAGGACGUGACGGCGGACUAUUGGCCCUACGCGCGCUGGAAAUGCACGCAGCGAAUGGUCAGCUCCGUUGCGCAUGCCAAUGGGACGCAGUCUCUCCUGCGUGCGGUGGGAGUCGGCGGACGGCGCUCGAUCCCGGGGGUUGCGGCCCUAAACUGGGUGCUCAAGGACGGAUUGGGGCGGCUCGGAAAGCUGGGGUAUGCGGCUGGUUAUGGGCGCACGUUCGAUUCGGAUCUCAAGCGGAUGCGCUACCUGACCGCGGCCAUCUUCACGCUCAGCGUGGGGCUCGAGAUGGUCACCCCGCUCUUCCCGCAGUACUUUCUGCCGAUUGCGACGCUUGCGAACGUGGGCAAAUCGAUCGGGCUCACGACCUACGUCUCCACAAGCCCCAGCAUCCACAAGAGCUUUGCCUUGGGGGAAAACCUCGCAGACAUUUCCGCCAAGGGUCAGGCUCAAACGGUGGUUGCCGACAACAUCGGGCUUGCCAUCGCUGUCGGGCUGAGCUCGGCGUGCGGGCAGAACGAGAAGAUGCGGUCGCUCAUCCCGCUGGUCACGUUCCCCGUCAUUGCUGCCAUGGACCUGUUCGCCAUCCGGCAGGAGCUCAAGUCAGUGCACCUGCGCACGCUCAAUAAGGAGCGCACAGAGAUCAUCGUGGACCACUGGCUGCGCACGGGAAGCGUCCCCGACCAGAAGCAAGUCAGCGACGCCGAAAACCUGCUCCUGCCGACGCCUAUCCAUAACGGCGCACUCCCCCUGCGCAUCCUCCCCCUGCGGAAAGCGGCCGCGAGCGUUGAGGGGCUGGGGGAGUUGCUGGAGCGGCAUCGAAGUCAGAAGUACUUGAUACAGCCCCGGAGAAAGGGGCGGGGACGGCUGCCGUUCACCCACAGAAAGCCCGACAUUGUCCUGUCCCUCCGUGAGGACGCGGAAGCCACCGACGUCAUCACUGGGGUCCUCCAGGCGUGCCAUUACCGGUCGCUCAUGGCCGAGGAGGCAAGCGGGUCUGGGCGGCCGGUGGAAAGCACCAGCCAAAAGCAAAAUGUAUUACUAGGAAACAACCCGCACAAGAGGAAAGGAAGUAUACAUGCAAGCGCAGCUGGUCAGGAAGUUGAGACGAGCAUGCAGGUCGAGUGCGAGUCGGACGCAUUGAGAGAGAGCCGGCGGCGGGCCGAGCGCGACGUAGAACGAUUGUUGCAAGAGCUCGAAGAUAAGCAAUGGCAGUGGGGUCGGAUUAUCUUGGCCUCUGGAGAAAGGGGUACAUAUAGCGUGACCGACAAAAGACCGGCAAGGGUGUUGAGCCGCAAGGUGCCUAGAUGAGUCGUCGAAGAAGGGAACGGCUCUCCAUCUUGGCUCAGCGUUGAUGUACAUUUAAAAUUUGAUUGGCACCUCGAUGGUCAGGUUGAUGCCCUGAUAAAA
This is a messenger RNA of Klebsormidium nitens, 2660 nucleotides long. The record is from the annotation of a GenBank genome assembly. NCBI's taxonomy places the organism in Eukaryota, Viridiplantae, Streptophyta, Klebsormidiophyceae, Klebsormidiales, Klebsormidiaceae.